This is a messenger RNA of Stegastes partitus (bicolor damselfish), 2226 nucleotides long. NCBI's taxonomy places the organism in Eukaryota, Metazoa, Chordata, Actinopteri, Pomacentridae. The record is from RefSeq and is a predicted model, not a curated record.
AUGGCCUUCUUCCGGCAGCUGCGACUCCUUCUCUGGAAGAAUGGACUGGCGGUCGUCAGGCAGCCGCUGUGGUCCCUGACUCUGAUCAUCUGGCCUCUGAUCAUCUUCAUCCUCAUCGCCGUGACCCGCAACCGCUUCCCUCCCGUGAUAAGAGACACAUGCUACGUGGGACCUCGGAACCUGCCCAGCACCGGCGUCUUCCCCUUCCUGCAGACCCUCAUGUGCAACACAGACAGCAACUGCCACAAUAAGUCGCUCCUGCCAGACCCAACGACAACAAAGUCAGCGAUCAACAGAAGGUCUGCCUUCUUGCGGAACGGUUCUCCGCUGGUAAACCUGCGUGGAGGGGGAGAUUUGUUCAACUUUACGUUCUCCAAUGACUCCGUAGCGCUGAUGGAGAAGUGGAAAAACGUGUGGGGUUCGUUUCACCAAAGAAGAUCCAAUAACGUCACUCUCAUGAGGGUCAUCAAUGCCACUGGCUGGGGAGACAAGGAGUCCUUGCAGGAAAUGCUGGCAUCAGACAACCUGUUGAAGCGGGCCGUCUGCACCAUGACUCUGCGCCUGACAAACAUGACCUCGCCCGGUGCCCUCAAGUCCGCCGUGGUCUCCUUCUGCAAGAGCAACAACACCGUGUUCGAAGUCUUGCUCGGACUUUUGGACCAGAAACUGAUGGAGCUGAUGAUGACGGACACGGAUGAGAUGAUGAAGCUGGCUGGGAACUUGAUGUUGAUGGUCAACCAGCUGCAGAACAAGACCUCGCUGUGGGAGCGCCUCCUGAGCAUUCCCGACCUCUUCAAUGCUGGUCCUCUUGACGAAAAGCUGGACGUCACAGAAGCCCUGCUCACAGAACUGCAAGGUGCCAUGCGUGUCAUCCAGAGCAAUUUUCCUGAAACCGGCGACUCUUUCACUGCGGUGAAGCCGAUGCUGACCGCAGUAAUCAGCCUGAGCGAAUAUGCUCAGAAGUGGCCCGGGAAAGGUGUUUACAUUUCCCUCGGAGACAUAUUGAAGAACGACUCCCUCAGUGAAAUCGUGAAAGCUGCUCUGAAAGAUGUUCAGAUACCGCUGGACAAGGCUGUUGGCCUGACGAUGGACAAAGACAUGGUGCGUUCGUACUUGUGCAGCAACACCAGUGGCUCCAUGUGGCUGACAGCCGCGUGCAGUUCAGGCACCGUGAAUAUGUUUUUGAAUUGGAUCUGCCCCGACAAGGUUGCAAAGCAGGCUCUGCUGGCGUGGAGCAGGCAUGUCGCUCCUCAUGAUGUGGCGUUUGUCAAGGGCUUGUUGCACAGUGUGAUGGGAGGCUCGCCUUCCGGAGGCUCAAACGUCACGAGGAGCCGGCGCAGCACGGAUGAACAACCACAAAACAUCGAGGAAGAGCUGUUCUUAGGCGUUGGCCAGGUGGUGAUGGACUUGAUAACCAUCGUGCCUCAGGCGGAUAUGGUCGUCCAGAGAAUCCUCAGAGGUGGCCUUCAGUCCAUGGAGUCGGGUACAGUGGCCUUUGACACUGUGGAAGACAUGGUGAGCAACGUCCUAGCAGAUGCCAAUCAACUCCAGGCGGCUUUUCGCAGGUUGUUGUCGAACCAGUCUGAGGCGAGCGCUUGGGCCACACGUGUCAUGGACAGCGCGAUGGAAGUGAUUAUGAAGGGACCAGAAGCUUUGACAUGUGAAGAAGUUCUGGAUCCCUUCGAGUGGCUCCUAUCCACCAAGAGCGUAAAGAUCGAGGUGUUCAGAUCAAUGCUUUGCCCUAAAGUCAACUCCUCUCUAGAGCAAGACGUACUGAUGGACUGGAUGCCUUUGGUUCAAAAGGUAAGAAAAGUGUACAGCGCCUUCACAUCCGAGGGGGACUACAACGCAACGCUUCCCAUGAUUCUGUCCGAGUGGCGCAAGUUGAGAAAUAACAGCCUGCAGUUCGGAGGGAUCUGGCAAAGACUUAGCACUGGGCUGGGUGGAACGUACUGGAUGAACUGGAUGCCUGACAACAAUACCCAUGAUGUUGCUGAAACUCUGCAACAAAGUGUUUUCCGGGUCAUGGUGGAUUUGGGGGAAAAGAUUGAGAAGACUCAGAUGUGGCCUCGAGUGAAGAACUAUUUCCACAUGGUUUACUGGAUAUUGAACUACAGGCCUGGUGUGACAACUCAGCCAGCAAACUGUUCUAUCGACACGUCCACCAUGGCUAUUCUUUGUGACACUGGUUUGAAGUGGCCACAAUGUUUCUACCUCGUCCUUUAG